Messenger RNA from Micropterus dolomieu (smallmouth bass), 3131 nucleotides. RefSeq names its product beta-secretase 2 (gene bace2). The transcript is spliced from 9 exons. The record is from RefSeq and is a predicted model, not a curated record. Gene Ontology annotation, molecular function: aspartic-type endopeptidase activity. Gene Ontology annotation, biological process: amyloid-beta metabolic process; membrane protein ectodomain proteolysis. Gene Ontology annotation, cellular component: trans-Golgi network; endosome; membrane. Lineage: Eukaryota; Metazoa; Chordata; Actinopteri; Centrarchiformes; Centrarchidae. The coding region runs from base 295 to 1875 and encodes 526 amino acids.
CACAUAACGGGAAGUUAUGUUCUCCUUGUUGGGCAGCUUGACACUGUUGGAGGAGUGGAUGUAAGUUAGGUGAAACGAUUUCAGACAAAGUUGUUUUCGGUGUCUGACAGUACCAUGUCAGUAUGUAUAGCUGCUUUUUGACGGUGGAGAGGCAGCGUUUCCACGAUGGCGGUUACCGCGGCACAGGCGUUUCCAUGACGGCUAAACUGAAAACUUAGGUAGCAAACUUUGAGCAAGGAGCUGGAAUCUUGUCCCAGACUUCCCCCUGUUAUCACUACAGAAACUAACGCCACCAUGGCACACACUACUUCUUUUUCGACAUGGGCAUUUGCAUUAAGUUUAUGCUUCAGCGUGUCCGAGUGUUACUUUUCCAUACCACUCAAAAUAUACACAGGGAAAUACAAUUUAUCCUCGGAUGUGGAUUUGACUCCUCUCCGGCGAGUCGCGUUAACGUCUGAUGCUAACGGCCUCUCUUUGGCCUCUGAUCCGACUGGGACAGUGAGCUUCCUGGACAUGGUGAACAACUUAGAAGGGGACUCUGGAAGAGGCUACUACAUAGAACUGUCCAUUGGUACACCUGGCCAAAAGCUAAACAUCCUGGUGGAUACAGGCAGCAGCAACUUUGCCGUGGCUGCUGCUCCACACCCAUUCAUUACUCACUACUUCAACACUGAACUCUCCAGUACUUACGAGUCAGUCGGCCGGACAGUGGCUGUUAGGUACACCCAGGGUAACUGGGAAGGUGAACUGGGCAUUGAUCGUGUUUCCAUCCCCAAAGGCCCAAAUGGGACCAUCAUCACCAACAUAGCUGCCAUCCUGUCAUCUGACAGCUUCUUCCUCCCUGGGAUCAACUGGCAGGGAAUCCUGGGACUGGCCUAUCCCAUGUUGGCACGGCCCGACAUGUCUGUGGAGCCCUUCUUCAAUUCUUUGGUGCAACAAAUGGGAAUUCCUGACAUCUUUUCCCUCCAGAUGUGUGGCGCUGGACUGUCAGCCAGCAGCACAGCAGACCCAGCGGGAGGCAGUCUUAUCAUGGGAGGGGUUGAACCAACGCUGUACCGGGGGUCAGUGUGGUACACCCCUAUAGUAGAGGAGUGGUACUACCAAGUGGAGAUUUUGAAGUUGGAGGUUGGAGACCAGAAUCUGGAACUGGACUGCAGAGAGGAGCCAGUUGAACUGAGAAACUGCACUUCACUCUGUCUCCCUUUCUUUCAGUAUAACAUGGAUAAAGCUAUAGUUGACAGUGGGACGACACUGCUGCGUCUUCCUGUCAACGUCUUCAAUGCGGUGGUAGAAGCCAUCAAACACAGCUCUCUGAUCCAGGAUUUUUCUUCAGGGUUCUGGGAUGGCACAAAGCUUGCAUGCUGGAUGAAGGGAGAGACCCCCUGGAAGUUUUUCCCCAAGCUGUCCAUCUACCUAAGGGCCACAAACAACAGCCAGUCCUUCCGCAUCACCAUCCUGCCUCAGCUGUAUAUCCAGCUAAUCGCAGACGUGGAUGGCACGUUAGACUGCUUCCGUUUUGGAGUGUCUUCAUCAGCUAACGGCCUGGUGAUCGGCGCCACUGUUAUGGAAGGCUUCUACGUGAUGUUCGACCGCGCUCAGCAGAGACUGGGCUUCGCACUCAGCAGCUGUGCCGUGAGCGGUGAAGUGGCUCUGUCAGAGAUCGCAGGGCCCUUCUCGGCAGCAGACGUGGCGUCCAACUGCUCGGGCGGGACGGUGAAGGAGCCUUUUAUGUGGGUGAUCGCCUACUCCCUGAUGGCAGUCUGUGCCUUGGUGCUCAUCAUCCUGUUUCUUCUGCUGGUCCUACCCUGCCGAAGCAGAGACAGCUCCGGGGAGAUUACCGACGAGUCCUCGCUGGUCCGGCACCGCAUCAAGUGACUGAGAGGAAAUGGGCAGGCGGACAGGGUGAACGGGCAGGGGGACAGCGAGGACAGCCCAUCCGCAGCAGUGGAGAAAGGGGUGAGGCUCGGCCUGCACCGAACAGUGACACUCGGCUCUGAAUGUCUGACUGACUCUAGACUGUACUCAUCAGGUUGCCCCACAGAGGUAGAUGCAGACAGAUAAACUGCCUCUUGAAGGGAAAAUCCAGCCUAAAGACACUUCUUAAAAACAGCUGUUGGUGAAGCAUUCAUGGUGCCAAUGUUUUGUUUGUUGACAUAUCUUUCUUAUUCUCAAAUAAUUGGUUAUAUCAUCAGACGAACAGGUGCACUUUCUCCACUGAGUGUAGCUUUAAAUGUUUAUAAUGCCAUGUGGCUACAGGGCAGUUUUUAGUCCUGAUUUACCUUUUCUCAACUGGAAAGACACAACAACUAUUGAUGCACUGAACAGUUGAAAAGUUGUUGAUUUUCCAGGCAAACUGUAUUAUUAAUUUGUAUUAUUAAUUUGUCUUAAAAUGUGCCUUUACAGUUGAUAAUCUGCAACCAACUGUUGUAACCCAACUCUGUGAUCAGUGAAGGAAUGUUUCUAGUGCCUCCAUAUAUUGUUGAAGUAAAGGGGAAAAGCUGCUCAAACAAUCAAUGUUAAUAGGAAGAAUAUUGCUAGAGGUUACACACGUUUACAGUGCCUGUGUCAGCUCACCGCUUAUACAGAUUGAUAUACAGUAUCAGCAGUUUGAGACUUACUCUGCUGAAUUGCACUUUGUUUCAGUCAAAAGUUAAUAGGAAUCUAAAGAUCAAUAUUUCAGUCUCUUUGAAUGUGAUUUGUAUUAUUACAAUUAUUUUCCUUUUAGACACUAGAUGCUGAAUGGUACAUAUGUAUUCUGCACAUUUUAUACAAACACUAAAUUAGAAGCCAAAGGAUUUUUGAAACUGAAACACAUGAUCCUCCCGCGGACUCCAGUGAGCUUUUUUAGCAAAGCAGACUGACCUGUUAGCAAGAAAAACGUAGUCUCUUUACACUUGUGACAUCUUCAUAUGUAAAAGUCAGGGCAUAAAACGUGCUCCUCCGCUGAGACUGUGCUGCACAAUCAAUCUGAAAUAUGUGCUUGUUGGUUCUGACCAGAGGAUCAGCUGUAGAGGUACACUUGAAUCUUUGAAUGUUCACAUAAUUUGCCUGUGCCAAAAUUGUACUUGUGUGACCAAAUCAAAGGUGUAAAUCAUUUUAAAUGAAUAAAUAUUUCUUUUUGUGAAAGGUUA